AUGGAGAAGUCCCCCCGUCGAUUCCUGUUCAUCGCCUCCAUUGGCAACAUUCAAGCUCCUUACCGCCAUACGCGCCAUAGCGCCGGCCAUCUUCUCCUCGAUGCCGUAACCCCCCUCCUCCCCGCGCGGCUAGCGCCCGCACCCUUCUACACAAGCUGGUACAGCCCGGCCUACAUGAACGAGUCCGGGCCCAGACUCGUCCGCCAGCUCCAGAAAUGGGCCGCCAAGCAAGGCGAGACCGUGCGCCUGCAGACAGCCCCGAUGGUCCCGCCGUACCCAACCACACUGGUGAUUCUGCACGACGAGUUGGAGGCGCCGCUGGGCAAAAUCCGGGUCAAGCGCGGAGGGCCCGAACAGGCGAGUUUGCGUGGGCAUCGCGGGCUGAUUAGUGUGCUCGAGACUCUGCGUCUGAAGAGGAUGUAUCCCUCGGCGCGGGAGGGUGGCCGGCGUCCUCGUCAGGAUGCUCCGCCGAUGGACUUGUCGAUCCUGCGUGUUGGCGUGGGGAUUGGUCGGCCUCCGACCCGUGAGAAGGGCGCGGUGGCCGACUAUGUCCUGGAGGGUAUGAGCGAUGCCGAGCUGGCGGCUGUGCAUCGUGCUGCGGCUCCGGUGGUGGAGCUGCUGGCCGAGGAGUUAUACCGGGAGGACAGCGGGGGGUUAUGA
Messenger RNA from Penicillium alfredii, 660 nucleotides. RefSeq names its product aminoacyl-tRNA hydrolase. Gene Ontology annotation, molecular function: peptidyl-tRNA hydrolase activity. NCBI's taxonomy places the organism in Eukaryota, Fungi, Ascomycota, Eurotiomycetes, Eurotiales, Aspergillaceae. The record is from RefSeq and is a predicted model, not a curated record. Bases 1 to 660 code for a protein of 219 amino acids. The transcript has a single exon.